Messenger RNA from Candida tropicalis MYA-3404, 2151 nucleotides. RefSeq lists its product as uncharacterized. Gene Ontology annotation, molecular function: protein binding. Gene Ontology annotation, cellular component: cell cortex of cell tip. Bases 1 to 2151 code for a protein of 716 amino acids. The record is from RefSeq and is a predicted model, not a curated record. NCBI's taxonomy places the organism in Eukaryota, Fungi, Ascomycota, Pichiomycetes, Serinales, Debaryomycetaceae. The transcript has a single exon.
AUGAAUACACGACUUUUAUUUUUUGUUUGUCUUUUUUCUUCUGCAGGGAAAAAGAGAAAAAUUGUGUUGCUGAAUUUUUCUUAUUUUAUUUUUAGGCAACCCGAUAAACGAUCUCUUCAUCUUUGGUAUCUCUAUCACGUUUUAGCAAGACUGUCGAUAUUAUCUAACAACAACAACAACAACAACAAUCAAUACACGCAUACAUUCAACAUCGUUACUCUUUUGGAAAUGGCGGAAAAGCACCAGCCGUCAAUGAAAACCUUUGAUUUGAAAGGUUCAAUUCCGUCUUACAAUGUCAAAUCUGCUAUUGUCGCAUGUACAGGAACUCCAUAUGUUUUCUUGUAUGGAGGGUUUGAUCAAGAUGAUGAGUUAGACAGUAAUGUAUAUCUAUUGGAUACUUCAACCAUGACUUGGGAAAUAGAUAAUAAAGUAGAAGGGUUAUUUAGAGAAGGACAUCUGGCUAUAUGUAUUGGAAAUGGAAAUGUGUUAGUAUUUGGGGGAUUGCCAUUUGAAGAUGAAGUUCCAACUACAGCAAGUGCCACUGGAGAAGUGAAAAAUGAUAGUCUUAUGAUGAUUUAUAACAUUUAUGAAAAAAAAUGGAUUGGUCCACCAUUGUUUGCCCUUGAAAAUAGUCCUAGUCCAAGAUCAAGACACGCGUGUUGUUUAAGUGAAGAUGGAACUAAGAUGUAUAUUAGUGGUGGAUUAGUGAAAUCAAGUCCAUUGAAUGAUUUGUAUAUUUAUGAUUUGGUGACUGGAAUUUGGCUGGGUCCAAUUGAGUUUGUACACAGAUUUGACCAUACUAUUUUGGUUUAUAAAGAUCGAAUUUUUUCAUUUGGUGGAUUGGACAAGGAUAUGAACCAUGUUCGAUCCAUUGUAUACUAUUCUUUAAGAACAGGUAGCAUUGGUGAAAUUUACUUGCAUUCAAAUGAUGCCAUUGGGGCUCUCAACGAAGUUUCUGUGUUGUCUAGCAAUAUUAACCCAAGUCUUUGUUUGAAAGUGAAUCUCCCAUCAUGGAAUAGUCCAAAAGAUCUGCUUAAGAUUUCUUGUUUCAAUCUUGAUAAUUUUGAUACAAUAGAGUUGUUGAACCAGAAAACUAUAGACUAUUAUUUUCAUGAUAUGGAUACCAUGAAAUGCAGCUGGAAAUCGGUGUUUGUGAAUCACAAUGGUAAGUUGUAUUUUUUGGGGAAACGAAAUGGCAAACUUGCCAACUCAUUUGGUGGGUAUCUAAGCACAGAAGACCAACAAGACAAAGAUGUGGAUGAAGAUGAAACUACCAAUUUCCCUAACGAAGAACUGCUAAUACAAAGAUUGAAUUUUAUGUUACAAAUAAACAUGAAUGAUUUCGGUAUUUCCAAUACUAUAGAUGAUUCACUAUCUAAGGACUUUUUAAAACUAUUAAUACAGCAGGAAUUUACAGAUUUUGAAAUAAUUUGCUUGGAAAACGAAGAAGCAAAACGGGUGUAUGAGAGUCAACCGCAGCAACUACCGUAUUCUACGAAGGAAAUACCGGUGCACAAAACCAUCUUGAUUGCACGAUGGCCACAUUUCCAUACAAUGUUAUCAUCGGGUAUGAAUGAAUCUAUUGAAAACAAAUUGUUUCUCCCCGAACCGUAUAUUCGAAUCAAGGCUUUAAUUUAUUACUUAUAUCUGGGCUCCAUUGAAUUUGAUAGUAAAUAUCUUGAAGACAUCACAAUGGUUGAUUAUACUGGGUUACUUGUAUUGGCAAACAUGUAUGCACUACGAGAUUUAGCAAGUUUGGUGACAAAGAAAUUAUUCCAUUUAUUUCAUACUUUUCAAUUUGAAUUCAAUGAUGAGACCGAAGAUGACGUUACUGUGUUGCUUAAAAUAUGGAAAGAACUAGCUCUUUCAGACGAAAGAAUAUUUUUAUCUCCUGUAAUUGAUUUAAUUAAGAAAAAAUGGUCUAUAAUUACAAGAUCUAAUUCAUUUUUAAAUUUAACAAAAGAUGAAAUUGUCAAAUUAUGUCAGGAUUCUACUGAUGAAAGAAGUAAUUCAACUCAUAAAUCUCCUUAUAGUUCGAUUCAUUCUGUUGAUACAACUGAUUUAAUUACAAUGACUCCUACAAGACAAACUCAUUCACCAUUUGUUAUUGAUUCACCAGCUAAUCAUUCUACGAUGUUUAACGACCUCUAA